Molecule: messenger RNA, 612 nt
Organism: Verticillium nonalfalfae
Lineage: Eukaryota; Fungi; Ascomycota; Sordariomycetes; Glomerellales; Plectosphaerellaceae
Exons: 1
Coding region: 1-612 (203 amino acids)
Biological process (GO): anaphase-promoting complex-dependent catabolic process
Cellular component (GO): anaphase-promoting complex
Source: RefSeq, a predicted model, not a curated record
AUGCUCCGCCGGCCCGCCACGACCCUGACCAUCACGUCCGAAGACGUCGCCGCCUACGAAGAUCGGCGCAUCCGCGAGCACGACGCCGCCGAGGCCCGCCGCGUCGCGGCCCUCAACAAGGCGCACUACCAGCGACAGCAGGCGCAGCUCCAGGCGCAGGCGCAAGCCGAGGCCCACGCACAAGCACAGGCACAGGCACAGGCACAAGCGCAAGCGCAAUACCAGCAGAGCCCGUACGAGCCGCAGACGCAGUCGCCGUAUGCGCCCCAGACGGAGAGCCCGUUUCCAGAUCGACAUCAUCAUCAUCAUCACCAGCAGCAGCAGCAGCAGCAGAGACAAAUGAUGCCGCCGCCGCCGCAGCCGCGGUUCGAGGAGAGCUAUACGGAGCAGGACACGGAGAUGCUUGUCGGGUCGAGCGAGGACGACGACGAGGGGGACGCGGGCGAUCUGGCGGGCGCUGACGGCAGCGUUCGGGGCCGUGGGCUGCGGGGUGCUGGAGGACGGGGGCGCGGGGCGGGCGUCAUGCUCACGCCGACGCCGGGGCCUGAGGGUAUGGCGAGGGGGGGCCGGACGCGGGAAGAGAGGAUCGGGCUCGGGCGGCGGGGGCGGUGA